Lytechinus variegatus (green sea urchin) is the source of this 6428-nucleotide messenger RNA. Its product is annotated as 5-hydroxytryptamine receptor 1F-like. Gene Ontology annotation, molecular function: G protein-coupled receptor activity. The transcript has 2 exons. Gene Ontology annotation, cellular component: membrane. Gene Ontology annotation, biological process: G protein-coupled receptor signaling pathway. The record is from RefSeq and is a predicted model, not a curated record. NCBI's taxonomy places the organism in Eukaryota, Metazoa, Echinodermata, Echinoidea, Temnopleuroida, Toxopneustidae. Bases 471 to 1610 code for a protein of 379 amino acids.
UUUCUCAUUACAAAAUUUGAUGGUACAUCAGCAUGAGCUUUUGUGUUCAGUAGGUGAAAAUAGCAGGUACAGGGGAGAAGGAUGUCAAAACUUUAUUGAUUAGAGGCUGUUGCACCAUAAUUUGAUGAACUUCCAUUCAGUUUAAAUUUUCUGUGAAUCAAUCAAUAAAUGAAUCCAGUUGAAUUGGAACAACCUUCUCUCACGAAUGUAAGAUACAAGUUUUUUUGCCAAGGAUUAGAGCAUUGAUAUUGGCAACAUUAUAUUAUUUCCUGAAUUAAUAUGGAAGACACCGUUCAGCGAAAGGAAACAGUGAUUGAAUACAUCAUCGCGUAAUGAAAAGGGGUACAUUUUGAGGAUACAUGUAGCAGUUCAAACACUGUCAAUAUUUCAGGUUAUCAUCUCAAUUGAAAAGAUACUGCAACAAGCCAACUCUUCACACAACCUGCAUAGCUACAGAAAUAUCUUCAAACAUGGAGACAACACCAGGACUCAAUUACAGCCUCCUGAUGGACAACACAGCUGAAAAUGGCACACAGAGAGUUAUUUCAGUAUAUGAGCUGUAUGGAUACUUCAACGUUAUUAUUGUGGCGACACUAUUUUCUUUGAUUGCUUUUGUAGGACUUACAGGAAAUACCAUGGUCUUCAUAGCUGUUGGAUUAUCUCGCAAACUCCAUAACAUCACCAAUGCUUUCAUCGUCAACCUUGGUAUCUGUGAUUUUAUAUCCUGUGCUGUCCUGCCCUUCCAUGCUGUUGCUGUGAUAUCAGAGGAUGGAUGGCCUCUUGCAGAUUGGUUCUGUUCAUUUAUUGCAUCUUUGUCUAUCAUCACUCAAACCGCUGGUAUCUUGAACCUCACCCUGAUAAGUCUUAAUAGAUACAUCUUGAUCACCAAGCCUCGGCAGUUCUACAUGAAGGUGUACACCCAUCACAAGGUUGCCUGGAUGAUCGUCUUUACAUGGCUCUUCCCAUUCUUCUUUCUACUUGUGCCACAGUUCUUUCUUGGUGGGUUGGGUUACCAAGACAUGUUUCGGAUCUGCAUCUGGGACUCGCGCCACAAGUUUGCUCUCAUAUUCCAGGGAAUCGGUGCCCUUGCUUUCAUCGUCUCCACUAUUCUAAUCAUUUUCUCCUAUGUCUCCAUCUUCCUCUUUGUCCGACGACACAUGCGCAUGAUGGCCAACAAAGAAGAUGGCUGCGAAGGAUCAGUAGAAAUUGUUGAAGAGGAGAGUGCUCUUAAUGAUAACACAGUUGUCCAAACAGUCAAAUCACAAAGAACAAACAAGAAGAAAACAAUCAGUAAGAAACAAAUUGAUAUCACUAAGAACCUCUGUGUAGUAGUUGUGGCUUUCUUCAUCUGUAUCUUGCCUUACACCAUCCACCUUCCCACAGGAAUCUACGAUAUGAGAGGAACAUACUUUGCACUGUUAUUCAUGGCCAAUGCUUGCAUAAAUCCUAUUCUUUAUGCGGUGAAGCAUCCACAUUUCAAGAUUAUCUUCAGCUGCAUGUUUAGAUGCAAGUAUUCAGAUAUUCCCAUGCCCACAAUGGGACUGAAGAAAAUUAUGAGAACUGCAAAUUCAGCAUCAGCAUACAGCAGCACCGAUGGUAGAUUUGCCUGAGUGGCAGAUGUGAUGUGGCGAAUUCCCUAGCUUCUUGCAUCAUGAUGUGACUAAUUCUAAAAUAAGUUUCAUGUCUAUAAGAGUCUAUGGACAUGAAACAAUAAUGAAACUACUGACCUAUUAUUGGGUUUAUACCAACUACCUAAUAUUCUGCAGAUAAAUCUUGUGACAUCAUUUGUCAGUGAGUUGGUCAUAGUAAAUGGUCGGACUAUGUCAGUCAUCUGCAGAUUUAGUAGAUAUGAGUAGUAGAUGUGAUGUGACAAAUCCCUUUGCUUCUUGCAUCUUGAUGUAACUAAUUUGAAGUUUCAUGUCUAAAGUCUAUGGACAUGAAACGAUAAUGGAACUAUUGGCCAUUUAAUGGUUUUCUACCAACUACCUAAUAUUCUGCAGAUAUAUCCUGUGACAUCACUUGUCAGUGACUUGGUCAUAGUAAACGGUCAGAAUAAGGCAGUCAUCUACAGAUUAGUCAGUCUACAUAAGCAGUCAUUUUGUGAGUCAGUAAGCAGCUAAUAGUCGGACUGUAAUUUUUUGAAAGUGCUCUUGGUAUCAAUUGGAAAAUCAGGUUCGCAAGAUCUGUACCUCGCAUCUUUUUGCAAACAUGGCCUUUUAAUUGAUAAUGUAUAUAAUGCAUGCAGUUUGAUAUUAAGGAAAAGAAAAAGGCAUUAUUUCUGUGUUUUCUUGAAUUUGCUUUGGAUGACUUAUGAUAAAAAGCAUCAUUUGCUUUUCUGGGAUGACAUGUAUACAUGUAUGUCCUUUGUUAUAAUUUACAAUUUCACUUGUAUAAUCAAUUUAUGUCAUGUGACCAAGCACCAAAAAACCCCUCAAAAUUGCACUGUGUGGUAUCCAAUUGAAGCCAAUUGAGAGUAGUUUGGUCUGAAUAUUCUAAUUUCAGACUUCUGUGUUUUCUGAAAGAGUAUACUCUCCCCUAUUUACUGAAAAAAAAUGGAUGUACCAAUCAAACCAUAAGUGCAAAUUUUUAGAGUUUUCACUAUAGCUAUUUUUGUCUUUUUUAGUUAAUUGUAAUCAUGUUUUGUUUUCACGAAAACCUGAAUAUUCAUCUCUUUUUAAAGUUCUAACAUUAAUACUUGUUUAAACUAAUGGACAGGAUGCAACUAAUUGGUAUGUGAGCUUUGGGGACAAUCUGAUAAUUACUUCUAUUGAUUUUUAAUGAUUAAUCUUCCUUCUGUCUACAAUACACAAUACUAGUAGUAGAAGAGUAAGUGCUUGAGUAAGUGCUCAAGUGACUAGUUUUUAAUCCUCUUUUCUUGAAAGGAGUGUUCCAGGGUAGUGACCAUUCUCCUCUUUAUCUGAAUGGUUAGGAUCAAUCAUUGUUAAUGAAUUAUGUAUCAUUAUAAAGCUUAGAAUCUCCCCUUUCAGAGGGGAUAUUUAACUAGAAUUUCAUUUUGGCCACUAUUUGUGGGUUUUGUGAUGCCUGGUCACAUAUAUAUAUACCAGUUUUUAUGUUCACAUUUUCCAUACACGUGAAACCUUGUCUAAGAUACAAAUUAUUUUGUUCUUAAAGUCUCAGGAAUAUCACAUUUUCCUAUUAAAUUUUUAUCUCAAUAUGAACUUUUAUCCAGCAUUAUAGAUAUUUUUUGUAAAUAUGAAAUAAUGAAAGUUAUUGCAGAAUAAAGAAUAUAAAUACAGUGAAAAUAUUUGCUUGUGGUAAAGUAUUCUUAUAUAUUACUAUUCAGUUUACAUAAAUUUGCUAAAGUACUUGGAGACUUAUACAUUGAUUUGCCUACAAUGUGUAAAAAUGUACAUAGCAUAUAACAUUUUGAAUAAAAAACAGCAUUUUUUGUGAAUAAUUGAGUAAAUAGAGCCAUAUUUUACUCAUUGUAUUGCAUUGUCAAACUUCAUAUUACUUUCUUUAAUAUGUGAAAUGUAAGGCAUGUAUUCUUGUCUAAGACAAGACAAUUUCCAAAUCAGAUUUUCACAAUGAAGCAAAAUUAAAGCAACUUCAUUGAAGAAGAAUUACAAAUUGAAUUCUUUAAAACCAUAAAGAAUGAAAUACAUUCAUUGCUAAAGUGUAUAAAUGGAUGAAAAGGUAAUAACAAAAAAGUCUAGUUAGCUUAGUGCUAGUUCAGAGAAAAUGCAACAAACCCCUAAACAAAUCGUCGCACGCACCACGAACAGUCCUCUCUGCGAACUUCGAUGCGCGAUAGCGCACUGUAUCUAUUCCACGAACCGUCCUCUCUGUUACAAUGCCCACUGUGGCGUAAAUAAUUAAUUUCAAGAAAAUAUAAAGAUACGGGAUGAAACCUUAGAACCUAAACUUUUGAACGAAGACACCGGUAAAUAAUUGGCUCUCCUUGUAGAUGCACUUAAUGCUGGUUUUAAAAAAGCUUUCUUUAAAUGCGUUUUCUGCAAAACUAACUUUCGCAUCGAAGUGCGCAGAGAGGACGGUUCGUGGUGUGUGCGACGAAAUGAAACAUCCCAUUUCAAAUGAAUAUGCCAAUUGGUCCAAACUAACACAAAUAGACCCAUGUCAUCAGGUUUCACUGUAACUUGAUAAUUUGAUUUGUCCAGUUUUCAUGUAUUAAAACCAACCCCUCCCCAUCUAAACAUCUACCUCUGCAUGCAUUGAUGUUUCUUAGCACCACUUCACAUCCCAUUUCCUUUGACAAAACAAUUGCAGGUUUUGUUGCACCAAGUCUGAAGUGCAUGUUAAAUGAGAUAGAGGUAUAUAAUCGACUUUGAUAGAAUAAGUUGGUUAAUGGAGUUUCUUGAUAAAGUUGUUCAUUGAUGCAAUCAGAAACUUGAUAAGACAUUGCAACCAACAUUUUUGGUGAACAAGUGUAUUUGAUAAUCUUAAACCUGGUGAACUAGCAUUGUCCAUGCCCAAAGCACCGAAUCACAUGUGAGCAACAAAAAUAAAGUUCCUUUGCCAUAUGAAUCUGAAUCAAGCCUGUACCAACAACAGUGUAAGUUGUGCUGCAUUUCUGCAAUUUUCCUUUAUUCAACCAAAAGAAAAUGAUUGCAAUUUUCUUGUUCACAAAAAAGUGACUGCACAUGUACCAUCAAAACAAAAUUAAUACCACCGUUUUUUUUAGUCUCUUUUUUAUUAAAGUGUAUGUAAUGAAUUAAUUGCCACCUGCUCUAAUUCACAAGAGGUUUGAUACAAGCAGAAACCAUUUCAUUUCUAAAUCUAGAAUGAGAUCUGGGGAACUUUACAUUAAAAAAGUCAGCAGCUUUCAAAGACAAUGAUAUAAGCUACAGCAAAUUUUUUGAUCUGCAAAUCACUCAUAAAGCUCUUUCAGAAAUGAUCCAUCACUAGAAUUCUAUAUAAUGAAAAUGAAGGUAAACUAUGUCCCUUGAAAGUUAAUGGACAUAUAUGUUCAUUUUAACAAAGAUAUUUUCAACUCAUGAAAUGAAAUCAUUUAAUGUGUUCGAUAAAACUUUGAAAAAACUUAAAUGUACAAUUACUGUGUGCACAUACUUGUCUAAUUAAUCAUAUGCCUUACUCCAGAAGUAAUGACUGAUAAUAAUGAAAAGAGAAGUAAAGUGUCCGUCAGACCGUAACACCACAGUAAUGAGCUGUUUGAGCACAAUUUAUUGAGUUUGUAAGAGGUACCUUUUUUUUUUCUUCCUGUCGAGUGUAGACUGCCAUUGGCUGAUUGGCAUAUCAUACUAGUUGUGCUUGUCAAGUCCCUAGAUGAAUAGAGCCAAUGAAAAUCUCUAGAAAACUAUGUGCGGCUGAAAAAAGAAGAGGCCUCAACAAAGCCUCCUUUGCUGCACCUCCGGCUAGAAAGACAUGAGGGCAGUGGCUAGGGACGAGGGAGGUACUGAAAGAGGGAUAGAGUGGAAAUCAUUAAGAGUAAUUACUGGAACAUUUAUGUGAUGAGGUUAUGUACAGUAUUAAUAAUAUCCCUUGAAAAUUGUAUCUCCUCUCCAUCUUUUAGAACAACCUGUGCCCUUUAACAAACAUAUGGAUCUCAUAUUCUCCAAGAUUGUAUUCUAUAACUACAUCAAAUAUAACUUUUUACUCUGAAAAGUACAGAAUUAAAAUCCAUUUAUUUCAAUCAAUCCAUAUUGUGUAGUUUGUAAGGAUGUUUCUUAUUCAAUGGAAUGCAUCAGAUAUCUAUCUCUAUCAUUAUCUCGUUCAUGGGUCUUUCUCCGGUUCCAACAUGCAAUGCAUACACACUAUUUCCUGGGAAUAAAAACAUAAUUAUAUCAAACAUAAUCAUAUAAUUUGAUUCUUGUUAUUAUUCUUCAAGGUAAAUUUAAGAAGAGAUGCUUGGCGGAUCGCGCGUGUAUCCCUGAAUCCACCACAUCAUCCGUCAUAGUGAUAUAUAGAGCUCACACAAAAAUUUGACAAAUACAAUUGUCAUGGUAACAAUGACCCUGCCCAUAAUUUGCCUGUGGGUAACAAAUUUGAUGACAAUAAUGUGACUUAGCAGCAUGACUCUGCAGAACCUAAAGUAGGCCUACUGUCCAGUAUCACCUGUCGGGGAAUACAAUUAUAGAGUAAUCUGGAAAUAUUUUGUAAACUGUACUAUCGUAAGUGUUCUUUUGUUAUGAUGUUUUGAAGGAUACCGUACGAGACGGUCGGUAAUAAAAGUGAGAAACAGAAAAAACAGUGUUCGAUCCACUUUUGUUGUUUUGAGAAUAUCUAAACAUUAUAUUGGCGACGAGUAGAGUGAGGAUGAAUCUCCCACAAUUUGAACGAUUUUCUGUGCAUGAUGAGCCGGCAAAAGUUGGACAAAGAUGGGCAAAAUACGUCAAGAGACUGGGUAAUUUGUUUACGGCAUUUGCUAUAAAAGAUGCCAAGCAGCAACGAGCACUUCUCCUCCACUAUGCUGGACCGGAGGUUUCGCA